Molecule: messenger RNA, 568 nt
Organism: Protobothrops mucrosquamatus (brown spotted pit viper)
Lineage: Eukaryota; Metazoa; Chordata; Lepidosauria; Squamata; Viperidae
Product: polypeptide N-acetylgalactosaminyltransferase 10-like
Exons: 4
Cellular component (GO): Golgi apparatus
Source: RefSeq, a predicted model, not a curated record
AUGCGGCGGAAGCAGAAGCGGCUGCUGCAGGCGGUGGGGCUGGCGCUGGCCGCCCUCGUCUUCCUCCCCAAUGUGGGGCUCUGGGCGCUGUACCGGGAGCGGCAGCUGGAUGCCGCCGGCGAAGGGCGAGGAGGAGCGGGAGGCGGCGCUGCGGGGGGAGGCUUCCAUGCAAGACAAAGGAAUGAAGCUUACCUUGGUAACCAACAAAGAAAAAAAGACUGGCAUGACAGAAAAGCUAUAAAGAAUGAUUUGCAGAGAACAGGAAAUGGAGAACAAGGAAAACCAUAUCCUAUGACUGAUACUGAGCAAGUGGACCAGGCAUAUAGGGAAAAUGGUUUUAAUAUUUUUGUGAGUGAUAAAAUUUCUUUAAACCGUUCUCUACCAGAUAUACGACAUCCAAACUGCAAUAGCAAGCUAUAUCUGGAACAACUUCCCAACACCAGUAUAAUAAUCCCAUUCCACAAUGAAGGAUGGUCCUCACUUCUUCGAACAGUGCAUAGUGUUCUCAAUCGUUCUCCUCCUGAACUGAUAGCUGAAAUUGUGCUGGUGGAUGAUUUCAGUGAUAGAG